Messenger RNA from Salvelinus namaycush (lake trout), 1455 nucleotides. RefSeq names its product NACHT, LRR and PYD domains-containing protein 1 homolog. Lineage: Eukaryota; Metazoa; Chordata; Actinopteri; Salmoniformes; Salmonidae. Gene Ontology annotation, biological process: regulation of apoptotic process. The transcript is spliced from 9 exons. Bases 254 to 1369 code for a protein of 371 amino acids. The record is from RefSeq and is a predicted model, not a curated record.
CUGCUUUACCAACUCCAGAGACCAUGGUGGAGAGUGUUGGAUCAAGCCUGGACCUGAGGACACCAGAGACCAUGGUGGAGAGUGUUGGAUCAAGCCUGGACCUGAGGACACCAGAGACCACGGUGGAGAGUGUUGUAUUAAGCCUGGACCUGAGAAAUGGAUUCCUCAGAGCUGUAAGAACUGUGACCAUGUUGAGGACUCCACACACUGGCUUCAGAUUGAACCCUUGACUUCCACUGUCCAGGGAGUGACAAUGUUCAGACACAGGACACCCAAAGGGAGUUAUGAGUGCACAGUGUCUGGGCUCCGCUGGCUGUGUGAGAGAGAUGUCAUUCUGAAGUAUCACUUCAGGAACUGGGAACCCUACAGUCAACUUCUGAAAGACAUGCAGUACACACAAGGUGGUCCAUUGCUGGACAUCACUAUGGAGUUAGGUGAACUGGAGGAAGUUCAUCUGCCACACUGUGUCUGUUUAGGGACCAACCCUUCCCUGAGGAAUGAGAUGAAGAUUCUUCAUGUAGAGGAACAUGGAGUGUCUUUUGAGGAAGUGCAUGAGGUCACCAGAUUCCAUGCUAAGAUUCUCCAUCCCAAGUUCUCAUCUGUCUCUGUUGUACUGAACUAUAUCGCCUGUUGGAACGUAGAUGUCCACUGUGACGUGAUCCUCUAUUUGGCAGUUAAAAGGUCAACAGUAAUUUCAAGGCUGUACCUGCUCCUCAGAAACUCCAGUCAGAAAGAGGCUGUUCAGGAACGGGAGAAAAAUCAGCUGUCCCAAGGAUAUUCCGAAUUUCUCCUGUCAAAUCCAAACGGGUCCUUAAAGCUGAACAAUUGGUUUGCACUCAAGAAUCCCCUCUCCACUUCCAUCAAUCCAGAGAAGAUUCAGCUGUUACCUGCAGACACCACACCAAGCUGUUGUCAGAUGAUUAUGGGAAACACAGGGGUUGACAUUGAGAUGGAGUUAAUCGGGGAUGAUGAGAGGAUAGCGUGGAGAGAUAUGCUACGAACAGAUGAAUACAUCACUGUAACCCAUUCAACUAGUGCUGUGUCGGGGGCAGGAGGUCCAGCUGUGAGCAGUCUGACUGGUUCUACAGAGCACCAGCUGCGUUCUGUACGGACAGAGUUUGUAAAACGAGUGUCAAGACCUGUCCUGAAUGGACUGCUGGACGGACUCCUGCAACACACAGUCAUCAACCAGGAGGACAUGGAGUCAGUGAAGGUGAUCGCUGAGAGGGCAGAGAAGGCACGUGACAUCAUCGACAUGGUGUUGAGAAAAGGAACUGAGUCGUGUUCCAGGAUGAUCAACCUUCUUUGGGAGCUUGACCCCUGUCUUUGUUCACUGCUUCAGAUCAACAGUGUUGGGGUGCCAACCUAAUGGUAGAAUGGAGAGUAACAGUGUUGGGGAACCAACCUAAUGGUAGAAUGGAUAGCAACAGUGUUGGGGUACCAUCCUAAUGGUAG